Molecule: messenger RNA, 3879 nt
Organism: Diachasmimorpha longicaudata
Lineage: Eukaryota; Metazoa; Arthropoda; Insecta; Hymenoptera; Braconidae
Product: carbohydrate sulfotransferase 5-like
Exons: 7
Coding region: 620-1834 (404 amino acids)
Biological process (GO): N-acetylglucosamine metabolic process; sulfur compound metabolic process
Molecular function (GO): N-acetylglucosamine 6-O-sulfotransferase activity
Source: RefSeq, a predicted model, not a curated record
UUACCAACAUCUGCAUCUGUCCAAACAAAAUUCCGAGCACUAGCUUCUCGUCGAUGAAUACUUUAACCAGGACGAGCCCAAGGAGAAAAAAAAACCCAAAAAACAAAUAUGUUUAUUUGUGGGGCUGAUAUGUUCAUCGAUUUUCCCUGUUUCGAUGGUAACACUAACCGGAUAAAAAUGGCGGUGCAUCGAGUUGUCAGUGUUUGUGACUGGGCACCACCCCCUUUCACGUUAUUCCAUGAAACCUCGGGCAGUUUACACUGUCCAUUGCACCUAACGACACACAUGUGGUGAUAAAUCAGAAGAUGAUUUUACUGUCUUAUGAAUAAAGACUGGUGUUGAUUCAGCGAGAGGGUGAUGAUGAGUGUAACGAGUGUUCUUUCGACGGCUGAUGUGGAUUAAUGGGGUAAGGAGAGUGGUGACAUUGUUGAUGACAGGGACAAUGUGGUUGUCACUGGGAAUAUCGAUAAAUUAUUGUCUGUGGUAAUUGUUCAAGGCCAGUGGGGAGUGAUUGUGGGGAAAGUUGGGGGAUGGAGAUGUUUCGGGGUUCCAGGAAGUGAGGCCAUGAGGUGAGGCACAUGGCGACUGGGGACUGAUUAGAGAAUAUCUAUGGAAUGCCAUGGCACGGAGACGAUUAGUCGGUACAAAAAUGUCAAAGCGACUGAGCUUUUACGGCCUGGUUGCACUGGCCGCUCUUUGCAUACUCUUCAUUGUAGUCAACCAACGAUACACCAAUUAUAUCGAGCACCGUCUCCAACCGGUCAUAUCGGUAUUUUUAGCGCGUAAUAAUCUAACAUACAUGGAGAUGCAAGAUGUGAUAGAUCAGCAGCGAAGGAUGAUCGAGAGAGAUAUGGAGGACUACGUUUACCCCCGUGGAAAAUACGGUAUAAACAUCAGCAACUUGGAUGAGCUCACCAUGGAAAAAGGUGGAAGACCGAUGAGAAGCGUGAUAAUUGCCACAUGGAGAAGUGGCAGUACCUUCGUCGGUGACGUAAUUAAUGCUCAUCCAGCUAAUUUUUAUCACUACGAGCCAUUGCUGGACUUUGGUAUCGUACAAGUCAGGGGGCCCCCACUUGCCCAGGAGGCAAUUUAUAAUAUUUAUGCGUUAUUUGAUUGUGAAUACCAUAAACUUGAUAAUUAUCUCAAUUUUGGUAAAACACAUCCAUGGGUGUUCAACCACAACACACAUCUAUGGAGACAGUGUCAAGGUCAUAAAAAGCUCUGCUGGAAUCCAGAGUUUGCGUCCAAGCUGUGUCGAUUAUUCCCAUUUCAAUCUAUGAAACUCGUCAGACUGCGACUCAGUGUCGCAGAAGUUCUCCUCGAGGACACAAGCUUGGGAAUUCGACUGGUUUUGCUGGUGAGAGAUCCGAGAGGUUUAUUACAAUCGAGGAAGCACAGAGACUGGUGUCCAACGAGCCCAGAUUGCUCGGAGCCAGCUAGAAUCUGUGCUGACAUGGUAUCGGACUUCGAAUCUGCUGUUAAGUUGAGUGAGAAGUACCCACGAAAUUUCAAAGUUAUCAGAUACGAGGACUUGUCCCUAGAUCCAUUUGCUCAUGCCAAGGAACUCUACGAAUUCUACGGCCUAGAUUUUCACCCCAAUGUCCAGCGUUUCCUCGAGACUCACACAAAGACUGACGCGGGUGGUGUUUCCAGUACAUUUCGUAACUCAAAGGCAGCACCAUUUCACUGGCGAAAUGACCUGGAUUUCGAGGAGGUCCAGGAAAUACAGAGUGUAUGCUCAAACGCAAUGAGACUGUGGGGCUACAAAUUCGCCUUGAACGAUACACAUCAAAAGAAAUUCAAUCCCCUUAUGGAUUAUCAGCUGAUAUUGUGAUUCAUUUCCCUCCAAUGGCCUUCACCUCCUCACCAAUUGAGUGAGUCAAAUUUAAUCUGUCGAUACUUGCCAUUUCCCCAAUUGAAAAAUGUCUCACAAGACUGUACAAAUGACGAUUGUUAGUUUUACUUCUCCACUGAUAUCACCGUAGUCAAUGCUGGUGAGACUCUCGGGACAAAUUUCCGGUUUUCUUGAAGAAUCUAUCAUCAAAAUUUCCCGUCUCCAAGAUUUCUUUGUCUCCUGUGAUGCCUGGGGAAGUAUUUCAACAAACACCAACUCUAUCAUUUUCAUUUUGAGGUUAGAGUGUCAAUAAUGAGGAUUAUGCUUUUGGGAAUUUACCGCUCAGUACCACCGAAAUCACAAAUUUAUUUCUCCUGGAGAAUACCCGUGAUUAACCAGCAGUUAGAAUAAAUUUCACCAAGUAAUUGUAAAUAGUCGAUCGCCUUGAAUUGGGGCACGUGGGUCCCUCGGCUACUAAUAUGAACAAUGUGUUUGUGAGGUUAUGUGUACGCCCAAGUGCCUGAUCAAUCCAGACCCCCUUUCCUAGACAUCGUUCGCCGGAAAAAAUCACGAAAGACACGAAACAUAGGAAAAUAAGAACCGAGAGGAUAGAAUUUAGUCUUUUUGGUUAGAUUAUUCACCGACAAUUAUUGAUUAUCGACGUAAUGUCAGAUCUGCAUUUACUAUUCAAAUACGCCACUGAAGAUAAUUAUUUCCAAUGGAUAUUAGUUUUGUAGUGAGGAAAGAUAAAGCGGCGUUGAUGCUUAAAGAACUCGAUUAAAGAGCUUCAUCAGAACAUGACAAGAAAACUAUUUUAAUAGGGUUGUCGAGAUGAAAAUGGUUGGAUAUGUUUGACUAGGCUGAGCAAUUACAGAAGUCUUACUGCACAUCAUUUGAGGUUGUAUUGUGAUGGAGAGAAUCAUGGUUUCGGGAAGGUGUGUUCAGAAACGAGGGAUUCUUCGUGAUUUUGUUGAAUAUUUUUGAUGAGUUCUUUAGACAUGACCCCAAUGAAUGCACAUAAUUACAAUUUUGAAUUAUUUAAUUAAAAAAUGUAUUCACCAAAGAUCGGUACAGAUUUAGUUCAAUUUGUUAAUCAAUCAAUCCUUGAAGUACACUUUUGACUCCAUUGAUAGCUGCUUUCCACCUGGAACAUGACAAUUGAAGAAAUAAAUGUAUUUACUUUUUUAUUAAUCGCAAUUAAUUUGUUUAAUUUAUUUCAUUCAGAUUGUAGAUUGAUUUCAUUAAUGUCAUAGCGUAUAUUGAAAAACAUCAUUUAGAGAGAACAUAAUUCAUUAAUAAUUAAACUUUAUUAUUUAAUCUCUACUUACAAUUUAGUAUUCGUGGCACUGCUUAUUUUUGCCCUGAACUCCAAAUUUGCGGAAUGUCUCAUUGAUUUGAUCUGUAAAUGAAAAAGUCAUAGUUGUAAAGAUAUUGCUAAGGAAUUUCGUGAGGAAGCUAAUGUUUAUGGUAAUUUCAGUGAGGGCAAGUACUAAUCAUACUUGGUAAGUCAUAAUAGCGUAUAUGUUGAUAUCAUCAUGAAUGAGUAGUUAUUGACAGAAUUUACAACUCAAGUAAUCAAGGAGUUCUAACAGGAAAACAAUUCGUAUUACUCGAGAAUAGGAAUUAUCUUUGUGAUCAGAAAAAAAUUAGGUUAUGUAGAUUAGGAAAGAAAAAUUAAUUUUGUAAAAAACAUUGUACUUUAAUAAUUUUUACCGUGAGAUAUUUUUCUUUCAUAAAACUUGUUUAAGAAAAGGCUUUUCGAAAAAUGAGUCUCGAAAUCAUCGAAUGUUACCGAUCAAAUCGUUGUUAAUUAAUUUAUAUUAGUGAAUAUUUACCUGCUGAAUGUCGCCCCUAUCAGGUCAUCUGUAACGACAAGAGAAACGAUUUAAUAACUGUCCCAUUGUGAUUGGUGAAUAAAAAAUUGAUUGAUAAUUUUAUCAGAGUCCUAGUGAACAUCAAGACUGAUUUCAGUAAUAUGCUUGUCAAUUGUAAACAUCAUGUAAAUUGGAAUGGAUGAAUAAAUUGAUAAAUUUAACAAAUUUUAA